Molecule: messenger RNA, 4147 nt
Organism: Cydia splendana
Lineage: Eukaryota; Metazoa; Arthropoda; Insecta; Lepidoptera; Tortricidae
Product: B-cell receptor CD22-like
Exons: 22
Coding region: 882-3722 (946 amino acids)
Molecular function (GO): protein binding
Source: RefSeq, a predicted model, not a curated record
UACUCUUUAUACAUUAAUAGAGUGGUUAAAGCUCAUAAAUAGUACUACAGUCUUAAUUAUGACUUCAUUUUGAUGGUAAAAAACAUAAUUGAAUUCAUCAAAACCAAAACAUCAAAUAAAAAGUAAGAAAACAGGCGCAAACAUCGGCGCACCAAACGUUUACAUUUCCAAAAUGGAGCACCAUCAAACGAAUACCGGGAAUCCGGGCUCUAAUUACUAAAACACAGACCGAGAUUCAUUAAAUCGGUAAGGAAAUUAAACCGGUAGUAAUCCGAAUAGUUGCCGACAGCCCGACACCUUAAAACGUUAUCGGUAAUUUUAUUCAGGGGUUGAUUCCAGAGUAAUUAAGCCAGAUAACACACGCAAAAGUUACAAAUGAUUAUUUGCUAGCAUAGAAUAGGUACGAUUAAAUUUGGCGCAACUCUAGUAAAAUUCAAAUUUCGAAUUUCGAAUAUCGGAUCUGAAGAUGGCGGGACGCGCGCAAAGCGAAGUCAGUCGGGCUUCGGCGCUCGUGUAGUAAGGACGUGUAUCUGUGUCCAUUUGCAUCGCGCGCGGCGUUUACGAUCGUAAAACCACCCUUGAUGAGUAACAGACGUCGACUUUACAACGUAAAAUGGAUUUCAGUGUUUUGUGAAACGUGUUUAAAUUUGUAUUUAUCGGGAAUCAGUGUGUGAUCGUUAGGAUUUAUUGUGACGGAUUAGUGUUUUAGAUUUUUAUAGGUUGUGUUGUGUUCUGUGUUAAAAUAAAAUAGUGAACUGCGCUCAGUUUCUACUCCUAUUGGAAUUGUUGGAACAUAUAAACAGAUUCCAUCAAAGAAGUGUGAGUGGGUAAAAUGAGAGUGAGCUAGUGAUGUACCAGUGUCGAUAAUAGUGCUGUGCAACAUGUCGAUGCUUUUGGCUAUCGGCGUUUUGUUGAUGCAGUGCGCUUGGAGCCGGCAGGAGAAUCUUAUUGAGGAAUCAACGGCCAUUGAAUCUCUACACGCACCGACCGGUGGCGGCGUCGAGCUGCCUUGUGACGUCACACCAGCUCUUCCCGAUGACCGAAUGGGGCUGGUCAUCUGGUACAAGCAGGGCCACGACGCGCCUAUAUACUCGCUUGACACCAGAGAAGGCGUGACGUCACACUGGUCAGAUCCCGGCACUUUAGGCACCCGGGCGACAUUUCGCAGCGACACGAGGCCCGCUGUGCUAGUGCUCACUAAACUUAGGCCUGAAGACAGCGGGCAGUACCGGUGUCGAGUGGACUUCAUCAAGUCGCCUACAAAGAACACGAGGCUCAACCUCACAGUACUCAUACCUCCAGAGAGGCUGAUCAUCCUGAACCAAGAGGGCAACGAGGUCCAGGGCGGCAUACUCGGGCCCUAUGAUGAAGGGGCCGAGGUCAAUUUGACAUGUGUCGCCGUUGGAGGUCGCCCAACAGCACGGGUGUCAUGGUGGAAGUCACACGCCCUGCUCGCGAAUUCCGAAGCCAGAGCUGCAGUCAAUUUUAGGCUGCAGCGGUCAGAUUUGGGCACGGAGGUCACAUGCCAGGCCGUGACAGACCCGUCGCUGGCGCCGGUCUCCGAGAGUCUCUCCAUCGACGUAAACCUGCGUCCCCUCUGGGUCCGACUGCAAGGCGGCAAGCGCCCCCUAGUGGCCGGGCAGAAGACCGAACUAAUCUGCCAAGCUGUAGGCGCGAGGCCCAAACCCUCAAUCACAUGGUGGCGAGGCGGUACCAAGCUUAAGAAUGUUAGAGAAACUACCUCCACCGAUGGUAACAUCACCAACAGCAUCCUGACCUUCGAGCCAGCCAUCGACGACGCAGGCAGAGUCCUGUCUUGCCGAGCGACCCAACCUUCCCUACCCCACUCCACACAUGAGGAUGGAUGGAAGAUGGAGAUCCAACAUCUACCGCUGGUGAAGCUUGAGUUGGGAGCGAACCUGGACGCCAGCAAAGUCGUUGAAGGUUCUGAUGUGUACAUAGACUGCAGAGUGCGAGCAAAUCCUUGGCAUACGCACGUACAUUUCACUCACAAUGACAUGGUAGUAAAACCCGGACCCGGAGUACUCGUAGCCAACCAGAGUCUGGUGCUUCAGAAGGUGUCCAGGAAAGCGGCCGGGGCUUACGUCUGUGCCGCCAGAAAUGCCCUGGGAGAGGGCUUUAGUGAAAAGCUCAUGUUGGAUGUUAAAUAUACCCCUACGUGCAAGUCUUCGCAGCCUGCCGUACUGAGAGCUGCCAGAGGAGAGCUCAUCGAAAUUGAGUGCGAUCUAGACGCCAAUCCAAAGGAAUCCAUGACGUACCAUUGGUGGUUCAACAGUUCUGCUCACAGCAAGCAUGAGCUCACGGCGGCUUCCACGCUAAACGCAGCACAGAGUGGUACAUAUUUAUACAUGGUCAACACAUCAUCUGACUACGGAUGGGUCCAAUGUUCCGGUACCAACAGCGUCGGACGGCAGACAAAGCCGUGUCUCUUCCAUAUUUUACCUGCAGAUAAACCUUCAGCAGUCAAAGCGUGUGAGAUUACGAACGUGACGUACGACUCUUUGACUCUGAAUUGCACGCCGGGGCACGACGGCGGUAUUCGGCAGUCUUUCUUAUUACAAGUAUUCGACAUGGGCACAGGCCUGCUGCUAGCCAAUCUGAGCAGCGACGAGCCAGAGCUCCAUGUGUCUGGUCUCUCGGCCAGUAACUCUCUGUCAGUGGCCGUGAGAGCGUACAAUAGGAAAGGGGCCAGUGAACCUUUGACAUUGACGUCAAGUCUGCUUAAAUAUCCUCAAAGACAUACAGCGCAAGUCCCCGUGAAAGUGGAGCUGACGACCGUUCUGAUCAUCGUGCUGGUGUCCGUUGGAGUCAUCGCCGCCAUGACGGCGGUGUCCGCCACAGUCUUUUGUUGCAAGCACUGCAAUAAGAAAAACAAUAAAAAUGAAAAAGAUAAAAGACAACAGGACGAAACUUCUAACGUGCCUUUGACAGGCACGAAAGAGUCGGACAGCGUCGACAGCUUGGAUAAAAACCCAGACAUCAUACCGCUAGAUGGUAAAAUCAGCGACAGCUGCUCAAACAAGUCCUCCACAACCGAUUACAGUUCAAUACGACCAUUAAUAUCGAAGAAUCCGGCAGAAAAAUACGAUUCAGUCCCACCCAACUGCGACAGAUUCUAUGAUCAUAACAUAGACCCAUGCAAUCACUACAUACAAAUCCGUCCAAUGGAGUACAGGGUACGGCCGACAUACCAGCCGAACCCCAUGGCGAAUCUUGGGCCUAGUAUACAGAGUCUUGGGCCUAUGAGCAGCUUGGGUGUGCCGAACGUUGGGCCGAAUGAUUGCCAUAGGCCGCCGUAUGAUAAGGUGUACGAGGAUUGGUUGAAGUAUAAGAAUGCAUUGCCCUUGAAUACUAGUGGUUUGCUUCCAGCCGAGCAGCUAAUGCCGCCCGAACUGUACGCCACCCCUCCCCCCUCGCUCUACAGCAACCCCCGCACCCCCCUCCCGCUCCCCCUCCCAGAGCUCGACCACCGGUACCUGGAGAGGGACGGCAGGUGUUCUAACUCGCCCCCGGUCCGGUUCAACACGGACAACAGUGUGUAUUAUAAUAAGAUGAUGGAGAGGAGUACGAAUACUUUGCCGCAUUUGAAGAGGAUAAAUGGUAACACAAUUAAUCAAAAGCCGACUGAACUCAAACAAAGUGCCGGUAAAUCUACGGACACAAGUUUAGAACAUGUCAAAAUGGGCAGUCAAGAGUGCUAAACAAGUGUCAAGUGUUGCCAUUGUGACUAUUACGGCCAGAUGACAGUGUCAGUGUUGCCAGAGUGACUCGUGGCCAUAUGUAAACUUGUAUAGGUUAAGUAAGAAAUCAAGAAUUUUAAAAGUGUUUUAAGUGUAGCUGUACAAUAUUUUAUGACAGUAUUAAAUUACAGCAAAAUGGUGUUUUAACGUGUUCAUUAUAUAACACAACUUAACGAAGUGUAAUCUGGUUUUGAUACGGUGAAAAUAGCUUGUAGUAAAACAUCGGUCUAAAGAUUUUGGCUAGUGACAAAUGGGUUUAUUUUGCUCCCUGGGGUUUAGUCAGAUGUUUAAAGAGGUAUUAAUGUUUAUUCUUAUCAGAAUAUAGGUAGGCAUGUUGAACUUGCAUAUUUUAUUGCAUGAGAUGGUUAAUGUAACCCCGGUGCACA